Messenger RNA from Polistes canadensis, 1753 nucleotides. RefSeq names its product putative ferric-chelate reductase 1 homolog. The record is from RefSeq and is a predicted model, not a curated record. Lineage: Eukaryota; Metazoa; Arthropoda; Insecta; Hymenoptera; Vespidae. Gene Ontology annotation, molecular function: oxidoreductase activity, acting on metal ions.
AGCCGUAACUAGCAGAGAACUUCAGUCAAGUCUACGUAAUGGGUGGAUCGAUGGAUCGAUCAAUAAGAAUAAAAUGGCAGGAGUAUGUGCAGCAGGUGGUACCAGUUAUUCGUGGUUACGGUCCUGAUCCAGUCCAGGCUGCCGGGAGGCCUUUCAACUCGAUUCGUGUAUACCCUGUAUACAGUAUCCGACAAGACGUGAAUUUAAUUUUGAUCGUGGUUACCUUAAUCGAAAAGAUUAAUGGUUUUUCGAGUGGUGCACCAUUAAAAACUUGCAUCGAUUUGACACCUAAACACAGUGGUGGCCAAAUACAAACUUCGUAUCCACCUUAUCAAGUAUUACCGGCCGCAGGACAGGGCAGAGUUCGGCUUAUUCUUGGAAGCCCUCAAGGACUUGCUUAUCAAGGUUUCUUCAUCCUUGCUAGAGACGUUGAAAGUGGUGAAUUGAUUGGCGAGUUCAGCAACUUGCCUGAUAAUGCUAAAUUUGUUGAAUGUACAACUGGUGUUAACAACGCUGUAACGCAUACUAGUAAAGAAAAAAAACAUAAUUUAGAAUUCGAUUGGAUCGCACCGCCACAGUAUGAGGGUACCAUUAUAUUUAAUUCUACAUUCGCUCAGGAUUACGCCACGUAUUGGGUUGGUGUUGAGUCACCGAAGGUUACUGUUCUUAAACGAUCCAUCGAUGUUUUAACAUCGUCGACAUCCUCAACGACCUUGAGAACAACCACACCACCAUAUUAUAAUCCAAGGGACGACGAAAAGGAUGAUAAUGAAGAUGAUCCAUUUUAUGAAGGAUGCAGUGAAACAAAGAAUUGUUUCGGAUUGCCUGACGGUUGUCUACAAACAAAGAAUUGUAAAAUUGCUGUAUCUGUGUUAGUACGUGGAGACAGAUAUCUUUUUGAGAUGCAAGGAAGGGAAGGAAAAUAUGUGGCAGUUGGAUUAUCAGAAAAUAAUAAAAUGGAUGACGACAGUGUGGUGGAAUGUACAAACGAUGGAAAUGAUAUCAAAUUAUACACGUCAUGGAAUACUCCUAACAAGCGUAACGAGCGACACAGAUUGCAACAAGGUUCGGUACAAUUGGAAUCGGCCUCGUCGAUCGGUGAUCAAAUAAAUUGCAAAUUUUGGAGAGACAAGAUAACCGUAGCCCAAGGUCACAAAUUUGAUCUCGUCAAUAAGCCAUAUUAUCUUUUGUUAGCUCAAGGUGCCGAAUUGGGAGCCAACGGUAUUGGAUAUCACGACCUACUUCGUGAUUCCACAGGAGAAGCAAAAUUGUUGUCCGACGUUGGUUCAUUCACGGUGUCGAAUAAUAUGUUGAUUCAUAUUCAUGGUUCCUUAAUGAUCGUAGCAUGGAUGGGUACAACCUCUGUUGCUAUACUUUUAGCAAGAUAUUACAAACAAACUUGGGUACAUUCGAGAAUGUGUGGAAAGGAUCAUUGGUUUGCUUUCCUGGGUUAUGCACCAGAUAGAGAAUCAUCCCAGAGGGGGGAUUCAUUUCCCAUGAAGGACAUGAGUCCACGUGGACAAAUGACGAGCUCGGAUACGAGAAUGGAAGCACCCCGAGCUGGUCUGAGAAAACUAAUUCUAGGCAUCUACGUUUUAAUAAUCAUCGUUUUUCUUGCAAUUUUGAUUACCAUCGUUGUAUUAGCACCGAUCGAAGAAACGUGGUCGUCCAUUAAAAAUACCAUCUCAAGUUACUGACCUAUUUUAGAAUAAAAAAAAAGAAAAAAACCCUCCCAAAAAAAUGAAAAAAAAAA